AUGGCGUUCCCACAAAGUUCUCGGAAAAAUGACGACAAAUUUGCAAUCACAUUGGACACCGGACUUGGAAGUGAAAACUUCACCAAAAUUGGGUUGCGCACUCCUCAGUGUACACUUAAAGGCACCCUCACGAAACCACAAGAUCUGAGUGUAACCAAGAAGGAAGCUUUUGUAUUUCGGUAUGGUUUUUGGUGGCAGGGUUAUAGGAACAUGUUUUUAAGGAUGCCUAGGAAACCAAGGUUCAAUAUUAUACGGGAACCCCCGAAAGAUGCCGGAACUAAUGACGGUACUGAGGAGACAACGGUUGGGACCACGACUAGAGGAGCUCAGACAUCACGGGAGGAAACACGUGAUAGGGUUCCUCCGAUAUCAUCCUCAGCUAAUAGAGCUCCGGCAACUCGUAUGAAUGAACCGUUUCGUGCACCGCGCAUCGACCAUAGGAAUGCACAAUCGAGUACUGCUGAUGACCCUCAAACUCCAACAGACAACACAGAGACUUGGCAUCGCGCGGAAGUGGCUGAUCAUGAAUUAGCGGAUGAGGAUUACGACCUAGAGGCGGAUGAAGUUCCGUCGUUUGAUGACCACAUUGACGACUUGUUUGCUGCCCAAGAAGUCGAAGGUCAGCAUAACAACAAGAAAGCCAAAGAUACAGAUUUCUGGGAAGUUACUGUUAUCGAAGACGGUGUUAAAAAAGUUUCUAAGCUGAGUGUGAAGGAGGCUAUAGCCCUCCCUUCCAAUACGAAUAUAGUACUCCCAUUUAACAGUCAGCUGCAACCGAUUGGUCAGGCGGCAGGAUUACUAAGUGGUUUCAUAGGGAAUUUGGGUGCGGAUUAUUCCCUGUUCCCCAUACAAUUAGAAAGUUGGAAGCUGGUGAGCAAAGCAAAGAGAGAUCAUGCGUACAACAUGCUUAAGCGGGUCUUUUACUAUGAGGACGAUGCUGGGGGAAAAAUAAAGCGUGAUAUUUUGAAGAGGAUAGGAAAGAACUGGAAGGAUUCAAGACACCACUUGUUUCAUAGGUGUUACAAACAAAUAAGGACUUAUGAGGAAAAUCUUCGGCAUCACCCGCAAGGAAUAGACAAAAAUGAUUGGAAAAAGUUCGUUGACUAUCGCCUGAAUGAAGACACCCAGAAAAAGUGUAAACAGAACACUUUAAAUCGGAGCAAGCAAGUUUACACACAUACUGGGGGCUCCAAAACCUUGGCACGAAAAAAAGACGAAGUGGAGAGAGAGCAAGGGAGGCCCGUUGGUAGAGGAGAGUUGUUUAUCAUGACUCAUAAGAAAAGAGAUGGCUCGUAUAUCCACCCCGAUGCGCGUGUUGUUAGUGAAGCAAUUUCAAAUGUUGAGAGGCAGGAUGGAUCCUCUAAGCAGCUUUCACAGAAUGACUCGUUAGCACAAGUUCUCGGAAAGGAGCACACAGGACGAGUUCGUGCUCUAGGUGCUGGACCAUGUCCCACCCAAAUCUUUGGUAACGCUGCUGGAAUACCAUUGGGUUCUGCAGAGUCCAAUGCAGAGGAUAAGAGGACUAUUGCAGAAUUGACGGCUAAGCUAGAAGAAGAGCGGGCGAAGAGACAAUCAAUACAUAAGGUCUUGGGAUAUGUAGUCCAACAGUUAGGAGGCAAUUUGCCAGUUGAGAUUGCUGAAGAGCUGGCUUUUGUGGGUGAUACACCGGACUCGUCAUGCGUAGGGCCAUCUUCAUCUGGAAACCACGACCCGCAACAAAAACUUUGAAUUUCAACUAAUGGUCUUGGAUACCUUUUACAUUUAAGUUGGUUUAGUAUGUUAGGCUUAUUUUAUCAAACUUGAGCAUUCUUACUUUAUUUUGGAUGAUAU
Messenger RNA from Arachis stenosperma, 1830 nucleotides. RefSeq lists its product as uncharacterized. NCBI's taxonomy places the organism in Eukaryota, Viridiplantae, Streptophyta, Magnoliopsida, Fabales, Fabaceae. Bases 1 to 1728 code for a protein of 575 amino acids. The transcript has 9 exons. The record is from RefSeq and is a predicted model, not a curated record.